Molecule: messenger RNA, 1465 nt
Organism: Diversispora eburnea
Lineage: Eukaryota; Fungi; Glomeromycota; Glomeromycetes; Diversisporales; Diversisporaceae
Source: the annotation of a GenBank genome assembly
AUGAAAGGAAAAUCAGUUUUCAAGAAUAAUGAAUUACCUAUCUUAAAGGCUACUAACAUUUUGGAAUUUGAUCCAAUUAAAUUCAAAUGGAACAACAAUUCAAAAGUGCCUUAUAGUUUUUUAAUUGAUACAUUUUCUUUAGUUGCUAAUACAAAAAGUAGAAUUAAGAUUAUCAAUUAUUUAACAAAUAUGUUACGGACUAUAAUUUUACAUGAUCCUAAGAGUGUUUUACCUGCAUUUUGGCUUUCAUCAAAUUCAAUAGCUCCUUCUUAUGAAGGAAUGGAAUUAGGAAUUGGAUCAAAUAUUUUAACUAAAGCUAUUUCUGAAAUAUCAGGAUGUUCUUCCCAAAAAUUAAAAAAAUAUUAUGAUCGAUAUGGUGAUUGGGGUGAUGUGGCUUAUGCUGCUAAAGUUUCUGUACGAACUAUAAUUGAUCCAACACCUUUAACUAUUGAUGAUGUAUAUAAUACCCUUUGUUCAAUAUCAAAAUUAAAAGGUUCCGGAACAGUAAAACAAAAAACUAAUUUAGUUACAAAAUUAUUGGUAUCAUGUAAAGGUGAGGAAAUUAGAUAUUUGACUAGAACUUUAAUACAAAAUUUAAGAAUUGGUGCAGUAAGAACGACUUCUAUGAUUUCUCUCGCUCGAGCAUUUUGUCUCACUAAACCAUUAUCAUCACCUGGAACAUCCAGUUCAUCUGAUAUUAUGGAAAGUGAUAAAUUUAAAAUUGAUCCGAAAAAAGAUUCCAAAGUUGAAAUAGAAAAGAAAUUAAAAGAAGCAGAAAAAUUAUUAAAAGAAUGUUAUGCUCAAUUUCCAAAUUUCAAUGAUAUCAUCAAGUGUUUAUUAGAACAUCCCAUAGAUAAAUUAUUGGAUGUUUGUCAUUUGACGAUUGGUGUUCCUCUCCGACCAAUGUUGAGUAAAAUGACUCAAGAUUUACCUCAAAUAUUUAAAAAGUUAGAGGGUAAACCUUUUAAUUGUGAAUACAAAUAUGACGGUCAACGUGCUCAAAUUCACAUGGAUUCUAAUGAUAUAGUUCAAAUAAUUCCUAAAAUUCGAAAUAAAAAUGUAAAUUCUUUCAUCAUGGAUAGUGAAGUAGUAGCCAUUGAUGAAGAUGGAAAUCUACAGAAUUUUCAAGCAUUAUCAAAUCGUUCAAGGAAGAAUGUCAAAUUGUCAUCAAUUUCUGUUCGCGUUUGCAUUUUUGUUUUUGAUUUAAUGUAUCUCAAUGGCGAGCCUCUAUUAAAAUCCUCACUUCGUCAUCGACUUGAACUUUUACGUAAUAAUUUCUUACAAAUACCAAAUUAUUUUGAAUUCGUAAAACAAAUAGAAUCAUCGGAUCCCGAAGAAAUUCAAGAGUUCUUUAAAAAUUCUACAGAGAUGGGGUGUGAAGGAAUAAUGGUUAAAGUAUUAGAUGAUCCCCCAUUGAGUUUAGAAAAAAAUCAGAGAAUGAAUUUGUUGGCUAGUUAUGAACCAG